CAAGUAAACCAGGGAAACACACCUACUCCACCGCUUAGUAAGCCUUCUCUAGUCUGGUAACGCUCUCGUUGUCAAAUAGGCAAACAUUUCACUCAAACAUCUUUCGCGAAAUAAAAGAUAACGAAAAAAUGCGUAUAUAUCAAAAAGCGGUUUAAAUUUAGUGCUAAACAGUUGAAGAAAGUGAUGUUAAAGUUGUGUAAAUUGUUGAAGUUCUCAUAACAGUUUUCUGUGAUUCGAAAUAGACGACGAACGAGUCUCACAAAAUACCGAUCAGGAGCAGAAGUGUUUCGGGUAAUGGCGGUCUUUAUUUCGAUACUCGCAGAUUUGUAUGCGGAUUUUGAAGUUUCUGCUUUGCCGAACAACUUAUAUUUGGGAACAAUUUAUUUAACUCAAGAUGGACGUUGAUUCGUCAUGCGUUUCAACCCAAGUAAGUGGCAGCGAACUCUUCGAAUAUUCGCACAUGGUUGUCCCAUCCACAAUGAGAAGCCCCUACUGGCGAUAUUUUGGAUUCCCCUGCGACAACUACAACAACAUAGUUACAAAGAAAAAAAUAAUAUGCACUUUGUGUAGCACGGCCAUAUCAUACAAUAAGAACACAACGAAUCUUCGGACACACUUAGUAGCGAAACAUCCUGAUGCUCUGUACCAGCUAAAUGAUCGGAAAAGAACGAAAACAGAUGACAAAAAUCCGGAUAGUAGCGAAGAUUGCAAAAUGAAAAUUAGAAACAUUAAGGCUAUAUCAGAGAAGGAAUUCCAUGAGCUGAAUGCUGAUGAGGAGCAGACAAAAAUUAAUGAGCAAACUGCAAUCAUCGAAGCUUUAGUUGAAAAUGACAUACUUGAAAAUGACUCGGAAAAGAUUAGUGAACGGAAUGAUUAUCAGGAGUUCAGUUCCUCAUUGGAUCCUCAGACGUACCAAGUGGAAGAGAUCGACGAGUCGGCCGCACCAACUCAGGAAAUUAUUAACGAAUCGUUGACAGACAUGCUCACCAGAGAUUUAUUGCCACCGUCAAUAGUGGAAGGCCAAGGCUUCACCAACUUUAUUUUUACUAUUUCUCCCAACAUUGUACUGCCAAACAGAAAACGGAUCGAAAAUCAACUGAGAAACUCAUAUCAAACAACUUUCAACAGCCACCUCGAAACAAUUAAGUCGCACGCGAACAAAAAUUCAUUCUCAUUGGGGUUUGAAGUUUGGACCAAUGUGGAGCAAAUGCAAUUCCUAAAUGUCUAUAUUAAUUUCAUUUCACAACAGCAAAAUGAGCAACGAUUGAAGCAGUUUCUGUUUAAGACUGUUUGCAUAUCUGAUAGUAUAAAUUUAGAUAUUUUCGAAGGCAUAAAUAUGACGAAAUGCUCGGGGGCCGUUACUAACUAUGAAGAGGAUAUCAUAAAUAAUUUUUGCACUGCGCAUGGAAUUCCCACUGUCCCGUGCUUUGCAACAGUGAUACAGGAGUGUCUUCAAUUAGCCUUUAAAAUGCCGCAUGUUGAAUGCGUUUAUGAAGAAGUGCAGAAGUACCUGAAAGCAAAUGAGCCUACAACCUGUCAAGAUGACUCAACCAUUCCACAAUUACAUGAAAAAUUUGCCUUAACGAAAUUGAACCUGUUAACCUACUUUUAUGACAAAUAUUCCAACUCAUACUCUUCAUGGACCGAAGAAGCCAGCGAACUUCUUGACAAAACAAAGGAAAUAAUCUGUUGCCUGUCUCCAUUAAAGGUAACACUUGAAACCUUAUCUGACGAACCAGUGGCCUUAUGUUCACUACUGAAACCGCUGACUACAAAGCUUUUGAACGAAUAUUUCUGCCUUUAUGACGAGGACUCCACAAUUGUUGCUACGUUGAAAGAAACCGUUAGCCGGAAAUUAAUUAAUUGCAUUCACAAAACAUUCCUCAUGGAAGCAACUUUCUUUGACCCGCGGUUUCUCAACUAUACUUACACCGACAACUUCCAAAUGAUCAAGGAUAUUAUCAGCUCCAAGCUACAAAAAGCCAAAGAUGAGACUAACGGUAGUGAUAAGAGCGAGGGCGACAAGCAGAGCAUACGAAGAUCAAGUUUGAAAAUGUUUUUCCAAAGCAACGAAUUGAAACACAACUCAAAAGUCGUGAAAACCACGUCCGAGCUGGAAAUUCAGAAGUAUAUGAACGAACUGUGCGAUAUGGAGCAAUGUCCGCUAACCUGGUGGCACGAGUGCGGCUACGUCUACCGGAACCUGAAAGCAAUUGCACAAAACUACCUUUGCAUACCUGCCACUGUGAAUAAUAAUUUUAAGCGAAGCAUAACAGAACAAAUCGAUUUUUAUAAUAAGCAACAAAUGAUUAAAAGUGAUUGCGAGCGAAAUUUGUUAUUUUUACAUUUUAAUAAAAUGCAUGACACGUGAA
Messenger RNA from Hermetia illucens (black soldier fly), 2372 nucleotides. RefSeq names its product E3 SUMO-protein ligase ZBED1 (gene Dref). The transcript has 8 exons. Lineage: Eukaryota; Metazoa; Arthropoda; Insecta; Diptera; Stratiomyidae. Gene Ontology annotation, molecular function: DNA binding. The record is from RefSeq and is a predicted model, not a curated record. Bases 395 to 2371 code for a protein of 658 amino acids.